Odontomachus brunneus is the source of this 3720-nucleotide messenger RNA. RefSeq lists its product as uncharacterized. Gene Ontology annotation, biological process: G protein-coupled receptor signaling pathway. NCBI's taxonomy places the organism in Eukaryota, Metazoa, Arthropoda, Insecta, Hymenoptera, Formicidae. The record is from RefSeq and is a predicted model, not a curated record. Gene Ontology annotation, cellular component: membrane. Gene Ontology annotation, molecular function: peptide binding; G protein-coupled receptor activity. The transcript is spliced from 10 exons. The coding region runs from base 560 to 2041 and encodes 493 amino acids.
GCGAGCCGGGAGAACGGGAGAGAACGUGCGUGUCAGCUCGCGGAAAGAGGGUAGCUAUCUCAGUUGCUCAGCACUCCCACCCCCGUGAUUCCCGUUUGCUCGUUCCCGCCAAAAGAGCGCGAGGGACUCGCAGCGAAAUCGCGGAAAACGCCGGUCGACACCCUCUAUCUUCCUUCUCCUCCUUCUCCUCCUCCUCCUAUUUCCUCCUCCCUCCUCCUGUUUUGCCUCCCCUCCCUCCCCCUUCUUUGUGUCCCCCCGGUGAAACCUGGACGAGGCACUCGGGGAUGAGACGACAGCCGAUUAACGCGUCGGGAUUUAAGACCAGGUGGAAGAUCAAGGGUUGACGCUCGCGGAGACUGGCUGGCAACGUGAUCCUCGAGAUCUAACGGCGCCAGAUCCAUCGCCGUGCAGCAGAUGCAGUUCAGUGGGGCGCAGUUCCGGCGGAUGCAGACGCAGCACCGGAGGAUCCGGUUCGAGUCGAGCGGGGUCGGCUCGAAGGUCUGGCUGGCGGAACGUGGCUGGUCUUGAGUUUCGGGGUACAUUCGGUUCAGCGGUAGCGAUGAUCGGAGCCAAUCUGAGGUUCGGCAUCGGCGCUUCCGGAAAUGUCACGUCCAACACCACCAAGGUGUUCCAGUGUCACCCCGGUGGUGUGACCGAAGCCACCGUCAUAUUUAGUCUGGGCGCGUUGGGGAUGGGGGCGAAUAUUAUCCUCAUGGCGCUGAUACUGAUGAAGCGACAACUGCGCAGGUGGUCUCAGGGACUGUUAUUCCACCAAGCCAUGGUGGACUGCGCGAGGGCGGCUAUAUUGCUGCCCCUGGGCUCCAGUAUAUUGAAUUGUCAGCCCGUUAACAAGUGCUCCCUGGUCGAGACUGCCUUUCUACUGCUGGUGACCGUUUCCACGGUAAAUAUGCUAACGACCGUGCUAAACGACAGCCCGGUAUUCCCGGAGAGCGACGAGGAGGCGGACCUGACCGCUCCCCUGCUGAUGGACUCGCCUCAGUGCGUGCUCUUCGGUACCUUCAUGAUCUGGUUCGCCAGUAUAACGAUCAAUCUGGGACCCACGUUUCUCAGCGGGGCUCUGGCAGCGAACACGGAAAGCGGCCACAACGCGCCCAGCUGUCCGUUGGUGCACGGCCCUUUUCGUCACUACAUACUCAACGUUCUCUGGAUAGUCAUCAACAUCAUUUGCGUGGCGCUCACGCUUUUCCACUUGAGAAAGUUGCACAGAGAUCUGACGAAAGCUAACGUCGAAGCGGUACGAGUAGCUGGUCUCGUUACAACGCUCGUUAACGUGACAGGAGGACAUCAGGGUGCGACGAACGCGCUCGCGAGCGAAGACGGCGCAGUCGACACGAGGAACGGCACGACGCCGAAGAGGAUCGGUGCCAUCGAGGAGCACCGGAAGAUGAGGAAUUAUCUGAGGAGGAUGGAACGCGAGGGCGUGCAGCGAGUGAAAAUGUUCCUGGUCAUAACGGCGGCGUAUGUCAUAUUCUGGGGACCAUUGUUUUUCGUUACCCUGGUGCACCAUCCUGUCAUAGGAAAUCCUACCGGCUACGAGGUGACCCUACACAUCGCGUACGUACACGCCUUCGUGAACCCGGCCUUGUUCCUCGCCCUGCACCGAGGAUUGCGACAGGGGAUGUCGGACGUGUGUUGCGGCUGUUGCGAGAGCAUAGCCCGCUGGAUCCUCGGAUCCGCCGCGAGCAGCCCGAUACAGAACGUCCAACCACCCCGUUACGAGCCGCCGAUGAACCUACCCUCACCGCCGGAUCCACCCCUGGCAGCGCAAGCCGCACCGCCGGGUUGCAAUCUUACCGACGUGGCGCUCCUGAAGCCACCCUUGCCACCGACUGCCAAACACUUACUGGUGGACGACUCCAUCCCGGUGCCCGAUCCGUGGAGCCUCUCCUCGAGACCGAAGAGCACCACCAGUCUCUACGAGGAGGAUCUGUCUAGGAGGCCGAGCAUGUUGCUGCCACCACCGUCGGAGAUGAACGAUCUCCAAAUGAGCCCGACGAGUAGCGACCUGCCGAGCGAAUAAACUUCGAGUGAAGAAUUGGCCGGACGCGCAUUGACGCCCUUGGCCGAAAAAACUAUGAAAAAACUCCAUGACGACCAGUGAAUGACGCGCUAUGAGCAUUCGAUCGAAACAUAUUUCUCGGGAAAAAACCCCCUUCGUGCGAGAUCCUUUCCCGGAACAUUGUUACUACUCCAACCGGACAUUUGUAUCGUCGAUGAGAUCAAUCAAAGUGUGCUAUCGAUACGACGACUGUUUGCGCACUUACGUCGUCGUCCUCUCGAGGACUUUCACGAAGCUUUGAGGGCAGUUUUCAACGACAACGCGAAUAAAUCUCGCGUACGCGAGAUUUAUUUUCCACACGGACGAAAUGAAAGAUCUAUCGCGACGUCGAGAAGCAAGAUUACGUCGAGCUGUUGUGCGGUAAAAUUAAUCGUAGAAAUGCUUAAUAUUUCGUUGUCGAUUUUGGCACGUAUAAGAAAAUAUUGUAGUAAAAAUUACCACAAAAUUUUGUAAUCUUGGACCAUAUAGAAAUCAUGACCAAACUUACUAUUUAAAUUUUCGUUUAAAAAGGUUCUGCACUUUUGACUUUUUGCUACAAGAUUAUUGUCAUUCCCCUUUUUUUUUAUAUCGUGCACAUAUUCAGUAGAGCGUCAAAUUUAUUAUUUCUAUAGUAAUUUGUUAUAUUACAACAGGUUAGCAUAGUCCAAUUUUAUAAAAACAUUGUAAAGUGAGAUAUAAUUUUCGCUUUACCAUGUUUUCUCCGUGUACGUCUACAAGCGACGAAUCGAUUGUCGCUAUUGCGACACGCGGCGUCUAUUAGACUCGGAGUUAUCGAUAGACUGAUUUUCCUCGCAAAAUUCGCACUCGCAUCUCCAUGUCAAUUUACGCAGCCGUCAUGUCCGAGAGAAAUCGUGGCUCGAAAUGUGUAUAAUCAAUCACCAGAGAGAUCUGUUGUGUUUUUAUCCCCGAGGAAUAGCGUUGACGUUACGCCGCGCUCAGAACGUGUGUACGCGGUGCCAUUUUUCACCGCUCCUGGCUAGGAUAUCCUUCUCGAGAAUUUUUAUCGUAAAAAAACGAGCGACCCAUUCACCGUGCGGGAAUGCCCCGGGGAUAACCGCUCAAUUUCAAGCUGCACGCGUUAACGUUGCGUUCGAACACGCGUCGCCGUGAUUGAGAACGAUGUGAAAUAUAAAACUCGCCGUAACGCGCACGCUGUGAUCGACGGUGCGCUGCUUCAAUUUUGCAUCAUUUCGAUCUCGUGAGAUUUUCGUCAACGAAAAAUUCGGAUCACAUCAUAAUCGGAUCAGUCUCGGGACAUUCUGUAUCAUAUUCGCGCUAAAUGAUGAAAGUAUGUUCGCACACACAAUCACACGAGAGAGUUACUCUAGUGAAGUCUAUCAAUUUCGGCUGUAUCAUCCAUUCUUAAGGUGACCAGACGUCCCGAUUUUUCACCCUUUGUCCCGAAUUUUUUCGAGUGCUAUUCGGGAUACCGAUUUAUCAUUAUUUUCAAUGAUUGUCAAAUAAUUUUCGGAUUUUUUUAGCCCCCUCCCCCCGCUUUACACAUUUAUAAAGUGUCCCGAAUUUAUAAAGUGUUCAGGGUUGGGAAAUCUGGUCAUCUAACAUGUACCGCGAGGAGAAACGAGAAGAUUACUUACAAAUGACGUCUUCACGAUACGCCCCGGUGAUCGCACAUCGCUAUU